Ornithodoros turicata is the source of this 3843-nucleotide messenger RNA. RefSeq lists its product as uncharacterized. Gene Ontology annotation, molecular function: nucleic acid binding; zinc ion binding. Bases 1 to 3843 code for a protein of 1280 amino acids. The record is from RefSeq and is a predicted model, not a curated record. Gene Ontology annotation, biological process: DNA integration. The transcript is spliced from 2 exons. NCBI's taxonomy places the organism in Eukaryota, Metazoa, Arthropoda, Arachnida, Ixodida, Argasidae.
AUGUCUCUCCCCGACGGCGACACACAAGAGCGUUCGACGUUUACGGCAUCCUUGGCUACAUUCAAUGUAACGCCACCGGAACCUUUCACGUUCAAGACGCCGAAUGACUGGCCCACUUGGAGGAAACGCUUUCUACGUUUCCGUGCUGCCUCUGGCCUCAACGACAAGGCUGAGUUAAGCCAAGUAGAUGCACUGAUCUACAUUAUGGGUGAGCAAGCGGAGGAUAUAUACGCCACGCUGAAGCUUAGUCCCGAAGACGCACGCAAGUUCGACAAGGUGCUAGAAGCGUUCGAUGCCUACUUCGUUCCGCGCCGCAACAUCAUCUUUGAACGUGCAAAGUUCAACACGAGAGUACAACAGGAUGGGGAAUCUGUGGAGGAAUUCGUGACUGUCCUGCAUUCAAUGGCAGACUUAUGCAACUAUGGAGCGUUGCGCGAAGAACUGAUUCGCGACAGACUGGUUGCAGGCCUUCGAGACAAGAAAGUUUCGGAACAACUACAGCUCGACUCUGAACUCACUCUACAAAAGGCUAUCACAGCGGCUCGCCAGCGAGAAACUGUCCGGCUGCAGCAAGCUGAACUUCACAAAGGCAAUGACGCUACAGUACAUCGACUAACGACCCACAAAGUGUCACCGGGGUCCGAUUCAAGGAGACUGGCAACCAGGAAGAUUCACGCAGGCACAACCCGUCCUUCUUCAAAGUCAGCUUCCCAAAAGCUCUGCCGGUGGUGCGGCCGUGACAGGCACGCAAGACAGGACUGCCCAGCAAAAGACAAGAUAUGCUCCAAAUGCAAGAAGAAGGGGCACUUCUCAUCAGUUUGCCUUUCGGCUAAGCAGACCCAAUCUGCCCCCGACGGAACUACUGCAUUUCUAGGAGUUUUGACACAGGGGCUGACGAAACGGUUAUACCAGAGAGCGCACUUCACGGGAAUCCGGCUCGAACCUCCCAAACGUCGCCUGCGGGGUCCAGACGGCAAAAUGCUGAAGGUCACCGGUAUGACCUCUCUCCAGACAGUUUUUCAAGGACAAGAAAGCCAACAAGACAUUUGCGUCUUGAAGGAACUUCCUACAUGUUUGCUUGGUCAACCAGCCAUAGACAGCCUCAAAGUCCUUCCGACAAUACAAAUGCUCUCGAAGGCAUCCCCAUUCGAGGAAUAUGCUACGGUCUUUCAGGGACUGGGAGUUCUACAAGGAGAUUAUGACAUAAAGCUAGCUCCUGAUGCUAGGCCCUUUGCCCUUUCAUCUCCACGGAGAGUACCAUUGCCCCUAUACCAAAAAACCAAAGAGGAACUUCAACGUAUGGAGAAGCUAGGAGUCAUAACGCCAGUCAUGGAACCGACAGCCUGGUGUGCGCCAAUGGUAACCGUCCCAAAGAAGUCAGGAGGAAUUAGACUUUGCAUUGAUUUCACUCAGCUCAACCGCUACGUACUGCGUGAAUUUCAUCCUAUCCCUUCUGUCGAACAUUCACUCGCAAUGCUAAAAAAUGCAAAGGUCUUCAGUAAACUCGACGCAAACUCGGGUUUUUGGCAGAUACCGCUGAGCGAACAAAGCAAACACUUGACGACGUUCAUAACUCCGUUUGGGCGAUAUUCCUUCAACAGACUUCCAUUCGGGAUAUCGUCCGCGCCAGAACACUUCCAAAAACGAGUGGCAACGCUGCUGAAGGACCUCCACGGAGUUUUGUGUCACAUGGAUGACAUACUCAUUUGGGGAGCAAAUCAAAUCGAACAUGACCAUCACUUGGAAGCUGUAAUGACACGCAUCCAAGAAGCAGGGAUGUCGCUCAACAAGGACAAAUGCAUAUUCAGUGUUUCACAAGUGACCUUUCUAGGUCACAUCGUCGACGGCUCAGGCAUUCGGCCUGACGAAGAAAAGGUGAACGCCAUUCUCAAAAUGACUCCCCCUACGGACAAGACGGGCCUCAGGCGGCUACUUGGGAUGGCAACGUACCUUACACGCUUUGUACCCAAGGUAGCAGAACUUUUACAGCCACUAUCGUGUAUGUUAAGCUGCAAGCAGGAAUUUGUGUGGGGCGCACCACAACAAGAGGCGUUUCAGAAAUGGAAACAAAUCCUCUCUACAAGCCCUGUCCUCGGCAUCUACGACCCAGCCAAAGAGACGGUCGUCACCGCGGACGCAUCUUCCUUCGGCCUCGGAGCUGUCCUGCGACAAAAACAAGACGACGGGAAAUACCAAGUCAUCGCCUACGCCUCCAGAAUUCUCACUGAUGUCGAGCGUCGUUAUGCUCAAAUAGAAAAGGAGGGUUUGGCACUGCUUUGGGCGAGUGAGAAAUUCCGAGACUACCUGAUCGGGAAAAAGUUUCUUCUCGAGACCGACCACAAGCCCCUGGUGAGCCUGUUCUCGACAAAACAGCUUGAUGACUUGACGCCGAGGUUACAGCGCAUGCGGAUGCGUCUCAUGCGAUAUACCUACGAAAUAACGUACGUGCCAGGAAAAGACCUUCUAGCGGCAGACGCCCUGUCCCGUACACCUCUCCGGAAAACGGACGGCACAGACCUUACAGAGGAGAUCGAGUGUUUCGUCCACUAUGUUGAGACUCACCUUCCAGGGACAGCGAGAAGUCUACUUGACAUACAGCAAGAACAGGAGAAGGACGAGACGUGUCAGCAUAUCAUCAGGUUCACCAGACACGGGUGGCCUACUCGACGGGAUCUCGGGCAAGACCUUAAACCCUUUUGGCUAGCACGGCACCAGCUGGCAGUAGCCGAUAGUCUGCUAAUGCAUGGAACGCAGAUUGUCAUUCCCAAGACCUGUCAACAGAUUCUCCAGCUUUUGCACGAGGGCCACUUCGGCUUGGAAAAAUGCACCACACGAGCUAAACAUGCUGUUUGGUGGCCAAGUAUCAACGACGACAUCGCACAAACGGUGAAGAACUGUCACGAAUGCCUGCAACUAAAGACAAACAGGAAGCUACCCCUCAUUACAACGGACUUCCCAGACAGGCCCUGGCAGAAAAUAGCUAUGGACUUGUUCCAUUGCCAGGGAUCGUGGUGGCUCAUUGUAGUUGACUAUUACUCGCGGUACCCAGAGCUAGUCCGGCUACAUUCAUUGUCCAGCGAAGCCAUCGUGAAUCACUGCAAAUCCAUAUUUGCACGACAUGGAAUCCCCGAAGUUGUGAUAAGCGACAACGGUCCGCAGUUUUCGCAGAGCAGCAGCUCCCCUUUCGCCCGAUUUUCAACGGAGUAUGGCUUUCGACAUGUUACAUCCAGCCCAGGCUAUCCGCAAAGCAAUGGACUUGCCGAGGCGGCAGUGAAGAUCGUUAAAAUGUCUAUGAAGAAGACAAAAGAUCCGUACAAGUCGCUGCUAGCAUAUCGGGCUUCACCCUUGAAAAAUGGCUAUAGCCCAGCGGAACUUCUAAUGGGACGACGGUUGCGCACGAACGUACCUGUCGCGCAGUUACAGCUUGUACCGUACACCCCUGACUACAAGAAAGUGGCAGCCUUCGAAACUAAAAACAAGAGGGACGAAGAGAGGCACUACAAUAGGAGACACGGGGUGCGGGAGCUACCUCCACUUGGAGUCGGCACAGAUGUUUGGGUAAUAGAUCUGCAACGGAAAGGCGUUGUCCAGGGACAGACUCCGCAACCCAGGUCCUAUUCAGUCUCCACAGAGCAGGGAGAAGUCAGAAGGAACAGGACGCAUCUAGUUCCUCUCCCAGGCCAACCAGAGCCCAGUACAUCGACAGCGAGCGCUCCGCAAAGCAGCCACCUCGAAACGGACACUUCAACCGACGUACCGACAGACCAACAGUGCACCGACACGACCCACUGGCACACAAAAAGAGGGCGUUGCGUCAUCCCUCCAAAAAAGUAUCAAGCUUGA